Molecule: messenger RNA, 1559 nt
Organism: Paramecium octaurelia
Lineage: Eukaryota; Ciliophora; Oligohymenophorea; Peniculida; Parameciidae
Source: the annotation of a GenBank genome assembly
AUGAAAAAAGGAUAAGACCAACAAAGCUCAGGCUUUCUCAGAUACAUCAUCCUAUUGCUAGCCUGCAUAGCUCUAGUAAAUAACAUGUGAAUACCAUAGUAUGGAAAUAUGUUUAUAUUUGACUAACCUGCGUUGUUGAAGGAACAAAUAGUGCAAACAUACAGCCCAAUAUAUGGCGAACACCUAACAAACUUCUAUUUCAGCUUCAUGUAUUCGUUCUAUUCCAUCCCCAACAUAAUAUUGCCUUUAGUAGGAGGGUUCAUGAGUGAUGUCUUUGGUAAAAUUAGGAUUUAUGCAAAUUUAGGUUAUAGAAAGAUGUCACUAAUAUUCAUGUUCUUUGUUAUCCUGGGUCAGGGAUUCUUGUAUUUUGGAAGUUCGGUAGCAAACCUAAAAUAUAUGAUUAUGGGUAGAUUUAUGUUCGGAUUGGGAGGAGAAUCACUUUGUGUGGCAAGUUCCAUUAUUAUUAAUAAAUGGUUUGUGGGCAAAGAGUUGUCAUUUGCUAAUGUAAGUAAUCGACUUAAGGAUAGGCCCUUAAUUUGAGUCUCAUAAGAAGCGCCACAGUCUUGGGUACAUAUAUCUCUCCAAGGAUCGCUGAAAAAUCAGGUAUGACUACAGCAUUUGGAGUGGGAUUUGGAAUUACGCUGAUUUCUGGAGCUGCUCUUUUGAUUAUGAAUUUCAUUGAUUCUUACACAGAGAUCCUGUAGAAACGAAAUCUGCAGAAAACAGAAGGGUUAUUGGAUAAUAGCAUUUAAGUAUUGGACUUUGGAGAACUUGUAAAAUAGAUACUGGAAGAUAUUGGAACCUUCCCUAAAGUAAAAUACAUAUCAACACAUUUUUAGAUUUUUUGGAUCUUGACUUUGAUAAUGACCACUUUCUAUACUUCAGUCUUAAUUUUUAUCUCCUUUUCAAGUGGCAUCAUAAUUAAUCUAUGGUUGUCUGCAGAUGCACCUAUAGAGUAGAAUCAAGAAGUGGCUGGUGAAUUGAUGGGCAUUCCCUAUUUGUGUUGUACAUUCCUAAGUCCUUUUGUUGGGUUGAUGAUAGACAAGGUUGGCCAAAGAAUUAAGUUCCUGGCAAUCGGAUGUGCCUUAGUGUUCUUGGGUUUGUUGUUGAUGCUUUUGUUUUAUCCCAUAUUUUGCAUGCUCACUUUGGGAUUAGCCUAUGCUCUCUUCGCUAGUACAAUAUGGACAAGCAUUGCUUUUGUUGUGAAAUAGAAAUAACUAGUAAAAUUUGAUUAUACAAAGGGGCACAGCAUUCGGUGUAAUGAAUUCUGUUCAAAACUUUGCCUUCUUUGUGAUGCCAUUAUUUAUAGCCUUUAUUUCAGCUGAAGCCUCCUCACAAGUAUCAGUAGUCCUAUUCUUUUUAAUACUUGCUUGUGUUUCCUUAAUCAUAGCCAUCUAUUUAUACAUUGAAGAUCGUAAUCGCUUAGGUAAAGACUCCUAUUCCUAUGCAUAGUUUCAUUGAACUCAAGCGAUCAAAAGAAAUUAAUGAAUUAUGUAAACAACAGAACAGAGGAUGGGGAAGAAUUUGAAGAAGAAGAAAUAAUUGAAACGAAAUGAUCG